This is a messenger RNA of Linepithema humile (Argentine ant), 4152 nucleotides long. The record is from RefSeq and is a predicted model, not a curated record. Lineage: Eukaryota; Metazoa; Arthropoda; Insecta; Hymenoptera; Formicidae.
UGCAGCAGCAAGUCAUUCGUAUACUCGCAGUCUAACGAUAUUUAGUUAAAAGUACUGUCGCGUGACUGCUCGCGUAAGGUCUCGCCCUCAUCAUGGAAACAUGGAUAUUACUGUCCAUCUUAGCUGGCACCAUCGCUAUAUACCACUUUUUCUUUAAGGGUUUAAACUUUUUCAAGAAACAUGGAAUUCUUCAUAUACCACCGUGGCCUGUUGUGGGUAACAUGGGACCAGCCUUUCUCCGCCAAUUGUCAUUGGCCGAACUCGUUGGAAAAAUCUAUAAUUUAAAUCAAGACGCCAAAUAUGUUGGUUUCUUCGACGGCAUGAAUCCAGUAGUGGUGAUUCGCGAUCCGGAUAUCAUCAAGUCCAUCGGCGUGAAAAAUUUCGAGAUGUUUCCUGAUCAUCGCAGCUUUAUAGACGAAGUUAAUGAUCCCCUAUUUGGCAAAAAUCUUUUUUCACUUCGCGGUGAAAAGUGGCGAGACGUGAGAACAUUAUUGAGUCCAGCUUUUACAUCUAGUAAAAUGAAAACUAUGUUCCAAUUGAUGUCAGAUUGUGGCGCCAAUUUUGCUGACUUUCUUGUUAACUUGCCGUCGGAUAAAAGUAUUAUUGAAAUGAAGAAUUGUUUCACCAGAUAUACGAAUGAUGUGAUCGCGACUUGCGCAUUCGGAAUUAGCGUCGAUUCUAUGAGAAAUCCCGACAACGAAUUUUACGUUUACGGAAAGGAAGCUACAUCUUUUGACACUGUGCGCACCAUAAAAUUCUACCUUGUUAGAAGUAUGCCUUAUAUUACAAAAAUGUUGGGCCUUAAAUUUGUCAACGACCAUAUAGGCCGAUUUUUCAAGAAUCUUGUAAGAAGCAUGAUACAGACCAGAGAUGAGCAGAACAUCGUGCGACCGGACAUGCUGCAAUUAAUGAUGGAGAGCAGAGGAAAAAGAGGACCCGGAAAGGAACUAACAAUUGAGGACAUGACCUCGCAAGCGUUUAUCUUCUUUUUUGGUGGUUUCGACACUGUUUCCACCUUAAUGUGCUUUGCCGUUCACGAAAUCGCUGUCAAUCCGAAUAUUCAAGCAAAACUGCGCGACGAGAUCGAUCAAGUUCUUAAAACAACAAAUGGAGAUUUGACUUAUGAAGCAGUGAAUGGAACGCAAUAUUUGGAUGCUAUCAUCAACGAGACUCUUAGAGUAUGGCCUGUAGCUGUAUUCCUCGAUAGAAUAUGCGCGCAAGAUUUCGAGUUACCUCCAGCGCUUCCUGGAGACAAACCUUUCGUUAUUAAAAAAGGAAGGAGUGUUUGGUUCCCUGUUUACGGUCUUCAUCGAGAUUCAAAGUACUUCGAGAGACCGAACGAGUUUGAUCCCGAUCGCUUUUUGGAUGAAAAUAGGAAAAAUAUGAAUAUGGCUGCUUAUAUUCCGUUUGGACUCGGCCCAAGAAUGUGUAUAGGCAACAGAUUUGCACUGUUGGAAACCAAAGUCAUGAUAUUUCAUUUAUUGGCCCGUUGCGAAUUGAAACCAUGCGCGAAAACAACUCAUCCGAUGCGAUUGAAUAAGGCGAGUCUUACUAUGUUGGCGGAAGGGGGAUUCUGGUUAAAGAUUGAAAAAAGAAGUAAUUCUUAUAUUGAUACACUUGUCAAGAAUGUUAAAAAUGGUGUAGCUAAUGUGUUCACGAAACGUCUCGUCGUCAUGGAAACAUGGAUAUUAUUGUUUAUCUUAGCUGGCACCAUCGCUAUAUACCGCUAUUUCUUUAAGGAUUUAAACUUUUUCAAGAAACAUGGAAUUCUGCACAUACCACCGUGGCCUGUUUUGGGUAAUAUGGGACCAACUUUUCUCCGCCAAUUAUCAUUGGCCGAACUCGUUGAAAAAAUCUACAAUAUAAAUCAAGACGCCAAAUAUGUUGGUUUCUUCGAUAUCAUGAAUCCAGUGGUGAUGAUUCGCGAUCCGGAUAUUAUCAAGUCCAUCGGCGUGAAAAAUUUCGAGAUGUUUCCCGAUCAUCGCACUUUUAUAGACGAAAAUAGUGACCCUUUAAUUGGUAAAAAUCUUUUUUCACUUCGCGGUGAAAAGUGGCGAGACGUAAGAACAUUAUUGAGUCCAGCUUUUACAUCUAGUAAAAUGAAAGUUAUGUUCAAGUUGAUGUCAGAUUGUGGCGCCAAUUUUGCUGAUUUUCUUGUUAGCUUGCCUUCGGAUAAAAGUAUUACUGAAAUGAAGGACUGUUUCACCAGAUAUACGAAUGAUGUGAUCGCGACUUGCGCAUUCGGAAUUAGUGUUGAUUCUAUGAGAAAUCCCGACAACGAAUUUUACGUUAACGGAAAGGAGGCUACAUAUUUUAACAUUCUGCGCGCCAUAAAAAUUUACUGUAUUAGAAGUAUGCCUUUUAUUACAAAAAUGUUGGGCAUUAAAUUUAUCAACGAUCGUAUAGGCGGAUUUUUCAAGAAUCUUAUAAAAAGCACGAUACAGACCAGAGAUGAGCAGAAUAUCGUGCGACCGGACAUGCUGCAAUUGAUGAUGGAAAGCAGAGGAAAAAGAGGACCCGGAAAGGAUCUAACAAUUGAGGACAUAACUUCGCAAGCGUUUAUCUUCUUUCUUGGUGGUUUCGAUACUGUUGCUACCUUGAUGUGUUUUGCUGCCCACGAAAUCGCUGUCAACCCGAAUGUUCAAGCUAAACUGCACGACGAGGUUGAUCAAGUUCUCAAGGCAACGAAUGGAGAUUUGACUUACGAAUCGGUGAAUGGAAUGCAGUAUUUGGAUGCUGUCAUCAACGAGACUCUUCGAUUGUGGCCUGUGCAAGUAUUCGUCGAUAGAUUGUGCGUGCAAGAUUUCGAAUUACCUCCAGCACUUCCUGGAGACAAACCUUUCGUUAUUAAAAAAGGAAUGAAUGUUUGGUUCCCUGUUUACGGUCUUCAUCGAGAUUUAAAGUACUUCGAGAGGCCGAACGAGUUUGAUCCCGAUCGCUUUCUGGAUGAAAAUAAGAAAAAUAUAAAUAUGGCUGCUUAUAUUCCGUUUGGAAUCGGUCCAAGAAUGUGUAUAGGCAACAGAUUUGCAUUGUUGGAAACCAAAGUCUUGAUAUUUCAUUUAUUAGCCCGUUGCGAACUAAAACCAUGUGCGAAAACAACUUAUCCUAUGCGAUUGAGUAAGACAAGUUUUGUUAUGCAGGCGGAAGGCGGAUUCUGGUUAAAGAUUGAAAAAAGAAGUAAUGCUUAUAUUGAUACAUUUGCCAACAUUGUUAAAGAUGGCUAAUGGUUCCAACAAAUUAAUGAUAUUUUUAUUGAAGAGAUCUUUUUAUAUUCUUGAUAAUUUCAUCAUUUUCAAUCAAUUUUAUCAGCAUUAUUAUUAAUGUAUAAAAUAAUAUGAAAUUUUGUUACAUGUGUUUAGUCAUGUGUUAUGAAUAGUUUUAUAUUAUUUCAUAAAACAUUCUAUAUUUGUAUUAUUGGAUGAAAUCUGCAUGUACAUUUGUUUUCGAAAAAUAGCAAUACUCUUUUUUUCAUACCUUUUCCAAAAUAUCGUAAUACUCUUUCUUGUACAAUAUUUCUGUGUUUGGAGAAAAAUGUUACAUUUUUUUGUAACGGACUUUACAUAUCUAAUUGUUUAUUUCAAUCUAAUUAUUGAUUGAUAAUGAUAUCUUUGUUUAAUUGUUUUAUGCCUUAGUAUUGCUUUUCGCAUCGCAAUUGCAAUUAUCGUGCAUUUAAUAUUUUACUAUUUCUAUGUAGAAUUUAUUUUUUAUAUGUUACAUUGUUUUCCUUUUUUCCAUAUUACAAGCUAUAUUUUGCCAAAAUUGUAAAUAGUACAUGUAUAAUGCGGACAUGUAAGAAAAAGAUAUUUGAUCUGCGAGAAACUAAAAUAUGAUUGAUGUAACGAUAAUUAUUAUUGUUAACUCUAGUCUCUGAUAUAGUGUAUUUUAUAACAAUUAAUUUAAUUAAAUAUUUAUCAGAAUAGUAUAUUUUUAGGUAUGGGAUAACACGGUCGCUUUUUUGCACGUGAACUUGACGCGAGACACGACCAUGUCUCUUGAUAAAUCAAGUUUAAAACAAUUAUAAAUGUAAUCAUUCGAUGAUUAAGUAAGGAAAGUAAACAUAGUGCCAUAUUUUAGAAUUUUAUUUAUAGACAUAAAAAUAUCAAUUAAAAAUUACGCAUUUUAUAGAUGUCAAUAAAUAGAUACAUAUAUAUU